UGUUAAACAAUGUAUUAAUUAUAUUUUAUUUAUACGUAAUAUUAGUUUAUUAAUAGAUAUUGAUUUUGUUUAUUGUAUAGAAAUAAAUUGCUUUCAAUUUGAACUUUGAUCAUGACCAUUGCUAUAUUGGGUGGUGGUUUGGCAGGUUUAAGUGCUGCUUAUUACUUGAAACAUGAAGGAAAAAUUCAAAACAAUCAGGCAAUACAAAUUAUUGAAGUAAAUAAUAAUACUGGAGGCUGGAUUCAGUCUUGGAAAAAUGAAAAAUCUAAAAUAGUUACUGAACUUGGUCCACGGACAAUUCGAGGUCGCGGUAAUUCAGCCAACAAUACUUAUAGUUUAAUUAAAGAUUUAGGAAUUGAAAAUUUAGUACGCCAUGUUGACAUUGAUGCUACUGCUAGAUACAUAUAUGCUAAAGGAAAUGUACAUCAAUUGCCCACUAAUUUUUGGAAAGCCCUAUUUGCAGUUAAUCGACCAUUUACAAAACCAUGGAUUCAUUAUGUGUUACGCGAAUUCUUUUCAUCAAAUAAUAGUAAUAUUAUAUUAUCUAAAACACAAAAAAGUGAUGAAAGUGCUUAUGAUUUUUUUUCUCGAACAUAUGGACAAGAAUUUGCUGACUACUUGAUUUCACCAUUAUUGUGUGGCGUAUGUGGUGGUGAUGCUAAAGAAAUUAGUGUAAAGUUUAUGUUUGGUGCCUUAUAUGAAGCAAAACAAAAACAUGGCUCGGUUGGAUUUGGGUUAUUGAAGGAAAAAUUGAAUACCUAUUGGACCCCGAAAAAAGUAAAAAAUUCAGAAGAAACCUAUAAUUUUAAACCACCGCCAUCUGUUUAUUACUUAGAAGGAGGAUUACAGGUAUUAAUCAAUGCAUUACAUACUAAAAAUCAAUCUCAAGGCAUCAAUAUACAGCUUAAUACUGAAUGUUCAGAAUUACAUUUUCAUGAAAAUGGUGGUCUUAGAAUUAUGUUAUCUAAUGGCCAACAUUUGGAAUGUUCACAUGUUAUCAGUGCAUUACCAGCACAUAAAUUAGCUUCUUGUGUUAGUUUUCAACACUCAAAAUUAACCCAAUUAUUAAACUCCAUACCAACAGUUUCUAUAGCAACAGUUAAUUUAACUUAUGAUAAUCCAAAUGUAAUAGAUUCUUACAAGGGUUUUGGAGUACUCGCUUCACCGAUGGAAAAUUUAUCAUUGUUAGGUAUUAUUUUUAAUAACUGUAUAUAUGGUCACAAAAAGUCAGUUGAUCUUACAGUCAUGAUGGGAGGAUAUGCAUUCAAAGACAACUUUCUUCACAAUUCUAAAUGUUUAUCUAAUGACAAAUUAACCCAAAUAGCUAUGGAUCAUGUAAAACGUGUUCUGAAUAUAACAUUAUCUCCAACUACUUAUACUACACAAGUUCUACACAACUGUAUUCCACAAUAUACAAUUGGACAUUAUGAACGUGUAACAAAAAUACAAGAUUAUAUUACUAAUAAGCGUUUACCAUUAACUUUAGUUGGUUCAUCUUAUACUGGAAUUAGUAUAAAUGAUGUUAUUUAUUCAUCAAUGAUCGCUAUGCGAAAAUUUUGUAGACGAUAG
Messenger RNA from Cinara cedri, 1569 nucleotides. Lineage: Eukaryota; Metazoa; Arthropoda; Insecta; Hemiptera; Aphididae. The record is from the annotation of a GenBank genome assembly.